UUAUCAAUCAGUAGUGAGUAGAGUGCACAUGGACAUCUUUCAGUAUUCAGUAUCUUUCAGUUUCAUGUAGAUAGAUGUUAAAAGUAUAAAUAAUAGAAUUGAUUUUCAUAUUCAGAAAAUUAACUGAGUUAUGAGUUGUGUGUUUCUAUAGUGUUGAAACAAUCUUCGGAAGAACUAGACAAUGGCACAAACUAGCACUACGGAUUCUCAAUUACAGAUAAAGUUUGUUACAAAACAACAGAAAUAUGCUGUUUCCGAUACCCCUUAUUAUGUUCCGAGUGACAUAACCACAGCCGGAUUGAACGAUUUAUUGAAUGAAAUAAUUUUCGAAAAUGGCAGCAGUAUUGAAAAACAAAAGAUACAAUUUGAUUUUGUUGUCAAUGAAGAACUUCUACGAUGUAAAUUGAACGAAUAUUUGACUACGAACGGAAUUUCAACUGAACGUGACAUACUAAUUGAAUACAUAGAAGCUGUGCCUUCACCAGAACCAUUAGAUUGCCUGCAACAUGACGACUGGGUGUCAGCCGUGCAUGCCUCUGAUAAAUGGAUUUUAUCUGGCUGUUACGACAAUUCGAUUCAUAUUUGGUCCAUCAAAGGUAAACAUUUGAGCAGUGCUGUUGUUCAUACCGGACCGGUGAAAGGAAUAUCAUGGAUUAAUGCCGAUUCCUCGGUAGCAACUUUUGUGAGCGUUUCUCAAGAUCAAACUGCUUUGCUUUGGGAAUGGGAUCGAGCACAAAAUGAAGUGAGAAGUACGUGUAUUUGUCGAGGACACGAACGAACAAUAAAUUGUCUCGAUGUCAGACCAUCGAAGUCAAUAUUUGCUACAGGAGGCUGGGACUCUACCCUGAAAAUCUGGUCGACGGAUUAUUCUGCACCCGUCAAUGAAGAGGAAGAAGAAAUAGCUGCUAAAAGACGUAAAUCAAAACCAGAUGCGUUAUUUACCAGGAUACCUAAAUCAACCUUGAAAGGACAUAAGGAAGCCAUAUCGGCGAUUCAAUGGACUGAUGAUGAUGAGAUUCUGUCAGCAUCGUGGGAUCACACAUUAAAAAUCUGGGAUGUCGAGUACGGCGGAAUGAAAACUGAAUUAGUUGCUAAUAAAUCUAUCUUCAAUGCUAGUUACUCGUCCCUAAACAAAUUGAUCAUAACUUGCGGUGCAGAUCGAAGUGUUCGGCUGUAUGACCCUAGAUCAAAUGAAGGAAGCAUAGUGAAGAAAACGUUCAUGUCCCACAAAGAAUGGGUACAAUGUGUGAAAUGGUCAAAUACAGAUCCAAAUUUGUUCGUUUCGGGUAGUUACGAUAAUGAUCUUAAAUUAUGGGAUAUUAGAAGCUCCAACACGCCUUUGUACGACUUACUUGGUCACGAAGAUAAAAUAAUGUGUUGCGAUUGGUCUAAAGCGAGCUUAAUCGUGUCUGGUGGUGCAGAUAGUACUGUGAGGUUAUUUUCAGUUGAGCAUUAAUUAAAUCUUAUUAUGUACCAUGAAAUUAAAUAUUCAGGAAGUUUAAA
Planococcus citri (citrus mealybug) is the source of this 1503-nucleotide messenger RNA. RefSeq names its product ribosome biogenesis protein WDR12 homolog. Bases 182 to 1456 code for a protein of 424 amino acids. Gene Ontology annotation, biological process: ribosome biogenesis. The record is from RefSeq and is a predicted model, not a curated record. Gene Ontology annotation, molecular function: protein binding. Lineage: Eukaryota; Metazoa; Arthropoda; Insecta; Hemiptera; Pseudococcidae. The transcript has 9 exons.